Messenger RNA from Nerophis ophidion (straightnose pipefish), 1999 nucleotides. It is a transcript of the gene rcc1l, whose product is annotated as RCC1 like. The coding region runs from base 156 to 1523 and encodes 455 amino acids. The transcript has 12 exons. The record is from RefSeq and is a predicted model, not a curated record. Lineage: Eukaryota; Metazoa; Chordata; Actinopteri; Syngnathiformes; Syngnathidae.
GAAUAAUUCUUGCCAUUCAAUUUCGGCAAGGAUAAACAACACAAAGCGGAAGUGAAUGCCUUUCACAUCCUGGACGAAGAUGCCGGCUUGUAAAUAAACAUGUGUGGAUGACUUUGAAGCUUUUACCCCUCAAGACGGCUCAUACUUCGUAAAGGAUGGCUCUUCCACAUGUGCGACUGUGCAUUAGACGUAGCAUCGUGUCAGGAUUUGAUGGCCGCGGCUACGCGACGCUCAGCGCAGCCUCAAAUAGGCAGGAGAAAGACAGCAGCAGCAGCGUUCCAGUCUUUCAGUACGUGGGCCAGCACAAGAAGCCCAGCCACAAAGUGUUCGUGUGGGGCUUCAGCUUCACCGGAGCGCUCGGCAUUCCCAGUUUCGUCGUGCCGGACAGCGGCCGGAAGAAGCCUCGCAAAUACCAGCUCACGCCUUACAGACUAGAGACGGCAGAGCAGAUCUCUUCAGCGGCCUGUGGUUACGGCUUCACACUCAUCGCCUCCUCCACUAAAGAUGUCACCAAGUUAUGGGGCAUGGGCCUGAACAAGGACUCGCAGCUGGGAUUUCAACGCACGCAGCACAGUCGAAACGUGAGCUACGACUACGUGUUGGAACCAUCACCGGUGGCGCUCCCCCUUGCCGAGCCCCAGCGGACCCGAGUGGCUCAAGUGUCAUGUGGCCGAGCUCACUCUCUGGUCCUCACUGAUCAGGAGGGAGUGUUCAGCAUGGGCAACAAUUCCUACGGGCAAUGUGGACGGCGCAUAGUGGAGGACGAAGCCUACAGUGGCAGUCACAUGCUUCACAAGAUAGAGGGCAUUGGCAGCAGCAAGGUGGUGCAGGUGGCGUGUGGACAGGACCACAGCCUCUUCCUGACCGAGGCGGGACAAGUGUACGCUUGUGGGUGGGGGGCGGAUGGACAGACAGGUGUGGGACACCACAAGGUGUGCUCCGCACCCACCCAGGUGGCGGGGGACCUGGCGGGGGUGGCGGUGCAGCAGAUCAGCACCUACGGAGACUGCAGCCUGGCCGUGUCGGAGGAUGGACAGCUGUACGGUUGGGGCAACUCGGAGUAUCGUCAGCUGGCCUCCGUCACCGAAGCGACACAGAUCAACAUUCCUCGUCACGUCCCCCUGAGAGGCUGUGGGAAGGUGGUGCAGGCGGCAUGCGGCGGCACACAGGUGGCCGUCCUCAAUGAGAGAGGCGAGGUGUUCGUUUGGGGAUACGGCAUUCUGGGAAAAGGCCCCAAGCUUUCAGAGUCCUCCGCUCCCGAGAUGAUUCCGCCCACGCUGUUCGGGCGCUCCGACUUCAACCCCUCCGUCGUCGUCACCAAGGUCCGAUGUGGCCUGACUCACUUUGCGGCCGUGACGGAUCGCGGCGAGCUCUUCGUCUGGGGGAAAAACAUCCGAGGUUGUUUGGGAAUCGGCAAAAGAGACGACCAGUUUUUUCCCUGGCGGGUGACUGUCCCAGGCCGAGUGGUGGACGUAGCGUGCGGCGUUGACCACAUGGUGGCCCUGGUCAAGUCCCUCCUGUGACGUCUGGGCCGAAAGGUUUGUGACUAGAAGUGUCCCGCUUCAGGAAGACGCUGAGACGUCUCCCAGCCGGCCAGCUGCUCUCUGCGGGGGCAUCACCCACCACUUUAUUUGUGGAUUAUGUAAGCGAGGGGAAGAUGAUCCCAGAUGAGGGAAAAAACAUGAGCGCCCUGCAGAGACGUUUCGAGAGCAGGAACGGCCGCUCGGCAGGGGGAGAAAGUAUUCACCAAGAGCCUCUGAAAGUGUUUACUCAGCUCUAAUCCAAAUGACAGGUGAUACACCUGCACUUACUCCCUGCUGAUGUGCAGACAGCUCCAAUAUCAACACACACAUCAGCCAAAUCAUGCAUUGUCAGCACUGUACUGUACUGUACUGUACUGUAAAGACACAUUACAGUACAGUAGAAAGUAAACAUCCACUGUACAGUCAUGAAUAUGAACUGGAUUACGGCAAUAAAGUCAUACAGCGUUUUAACCACA